Babjeviella inositovora NRRL Y-12698 is the source of this 1937-nucleotide messenger RNA. RefSeq names its product N,N-dimethylaniline monooxygenase. The record is from RefSeq and is a predicted model, not a curated record. Gene Ontology annotation, molecular function: N,N-dimethylaniline monooxygenase activity; flavin adenine dinucleotide binding; NADP binding. Bases 279 to 1808 code for a protein of 509 amino acids. The transcript has a single exon. NCBI's taxonomy places the organism in Eukaryota, Fungi, Ascomycota, Pichiomycetes, Serinales.
CUUAACGGAAUCGAAAAGAAACCACGCAUUCGAAUAUCUAUCUGGUACGUGACAUUUUCAGCUUGUCUUGAUCAAUAAGGCUGGCACUACAGCGCGUUAUUAGGGAAUUGCCCUUUUCACCUGUGAUAUCCCCCCCCACAGUUUACAGGUCGCGAAAACCCCUUAGAUAUAGCUAAUUCGAUUAACAUCAAUAGCCACCCCCGCCCCUUACCCAGUAAAUCAGUCACCCUUUACCUCUCACCGACAGUUUCCAGCAGAUAUCAGUAAAACCUAUCUUAAUGGGCUCAGAGGUACGGAAAUCGGUCGAAAAAGUGCUCACAAGCGCCCAGCGAAUCGCAGUCAUUGGAGCCGGACCGUGUGGUGCUGUGGUGACCAAAGCACUCCUAGCCGAAAACUGCUUCAGCCACAUCCAGGUAUUUGAGCAACGCGCGACGUUCGGUGGUCUCUGGAACUUCAAUACACACCAGAAUACCGACCACGUUCCGUCCAUUGACCCAUGGUACACGCCAAGUCCCACAAUUGCCACUGGUGCGGAUAUUGCAUCCUCCAACUUGGAUGAGGAGGCCUACAAGGGGGUGAAUCCGGAGAAGGACGGGGCAGAAUAUGCCUGGCUAAGCGCGAUAUAUGAACUUCUUGAUACCAAUGUGCCCUCUCCCCUCAUGGAGUAUCACGAUUUGCCGUUCGGCCCGGAGCUCCCAUUGUUUCCGUCGCAUUUGGACGUGUUGAAGUACAUGCAAGCAUUUGCGCGUGGCAUUGAGUCACAUGUGAAGUUCGGUACUAAAGUGGUGAGCGUGGAGCAAGACAACAGUCUAAAGUGGAAUGUGGUGCACAGAGCUGUGUCCCUGGGUACCCAUGGUGGAGCUGAUGCUUCAGACGAUGUCACGGAGACGUUUGAUGUGGUGGUUAUGGCUACCGGAAACUACGAUACGCCGUACAUUCCUGUGAUUACGGGACUCGCGGAAUGGAACGAACGGUACCCGGGAUCUAUCACUCAUUCUAAGGCGUUCAAGCACCCAAGGGACUUUACGGCAGUAAAGAAGGAAGGUGAGAUUGUGGUUGUCGGAAACUCGGCCUCUGGUGCCGAUAUCGCCUUCCAAUUAGCUACAUACUUUGAACAAACAAUUUACCAGUCUGUCAGGUCCGAAAACUCUCAACCAGCGGGGGCCAAUCCUCACAUCGUAAAGAUCGGGGAGAUCGGCUCAGUUGAUAAGAGCCUGAAGAUUGUUUUGUUAAAGAACGGAGAAACGCUCACAAACGUGGCGGCAAUUGUGUUUGCCACAGGUUAUUUGAAAUCGUUCAAGAUGUUGGAAGCGUUGAACCGUGAGAGCGAAAACAAGCUCAUCACUGAUGGGGCCCGUGUGCAUGGCUUAUACGACCAUAUGUUAUCGUUGCACCACCCCGGUUUAGUGUUUAUAGGCUUACCACGGUUUGUAUUGCCUACCCAUAUAGCUGAAUCCCAGGGUUCCUGGCUUACGGGGGUGCUUGCCGGCAGAAUUGCCUUACCAGAAGAAUCCGUCUUAACCAGCUGGGAGGGCGAGAGAGUGCUGUCCCACGGUAAUGGCAGGUAUUUCCAUGACAUGCAGUUUCCCGAGGAUGUGGCUUACUAUCUGAAAUUGAACAGGCAGGUGUAUGAAUCAGGGGGCUGUGGUUAUGUUCCAGGGGAGUGGUCAGAGGAGCGCGUGAGGAUCCGAGCCUCCACCAAAGCGAUAAAGGAAGCGUAUAUCAAAAUGGAAGAAAUCACGGGAAGAAAGGCGUCUUCUGUUGCAGACUUGGUUGAAGCGGGAUACUUCAAGUGGCCUGAGUCAUGAAUAUGAAGAUUGGCUGUACGGGUACUCAAUUGGCUAAACUUCAGGUUGGAUGCUAAACAUAGUGAUAUAUAGACAUUAGAGGGAUUUAGAGUUAAGAUUCGUCGACGAUAGAUUUAUUUAUAUACGUAC